UUUCUACCUCCAAACAGAUUAUAGCAUCCAGCAUCAGAACAGUGGGAGCAGAGGAGGGGGAGACUGUGGAACCUAUGGAGAUAGUGAGAGAGGAGGGGGGCGAGGAGCAGGUACAGGGUAUGGAACAACAAGAGGUACCUAUGGAACAGGGUGAAAAUGUGCUGGAAGAGCCCAUGCAAGAGGACGUGGGGGAGAACAUUGCUGAAGAAAGCCUGGCUGAGGCAGAAGAGGGGGCUCAACCAGAAGAGGAGGCAAAAGAAGAAAAGAAGAGGAAACCUACAAAGAGAGGGAAAAAGAAAGGCAAGAAAACAGAGAGCCAGAAGGAAGGGAAAAAGGACGAGGCCCUCUCCACUACGAUCACCAAGUUAAGAAAGUCUCUAGGCAAGAGUCCCGAGAAGAAGAAGGAAGAAAAGAAAGAGGAGAAGGAGGAGGAGAAGAAAUGGUGGGUGAAGGGGACAGGCUACAGGAAGAUGACUCCUCUGGAACAGCAGGUUGUGUACAUCAAGUCUGAGUACCCAGAUGCACUGUUGGUGGUGGAGUGUGGAUAUAAGUACAGGCUGUUUGGUGAUGAUGCUGUGAUUGCUGCAAAAGAGCUGGGUUUUGUCAGCUACAUUGACCACAACUUUAUGACAUGCAGUUUCCCCAACCAGAGACUGUUUGUACACGUGAGGAGGCUGGUGGCCAAGGGACACAAGGUUGGAGUGGUGAAACAGACAGAGACUGCCGCUCUGAAGGCAGCCGGAGACAAACCAAGGGACCUGUUCACCCGAGAGCUGUCAGCACUCUACACCAAGUCUACCAUGGUUGGAGAAGAUGUGAACCCGAUCUUGACUGCUAUAGAGGGAGAGGCAGACAUCGCUACAGUAGCAGCCCCCAGCACCUUCCUCAUGGCUGUGUGUGAACUGCCGGUACAGGACGCCAUCCUGGCCAACAGAGGGGCCAUUCAGAUUGGAAUCAUGGCAGUGCAGCCUUCUACAGGAGAGAUCAUCUAUGAUGGGUUUGUGGACAACAAGGCCAGGAGUGAGCUGGCCACCAGGAUCUCUCACAUCCAGCCUGUAGAGCUGCUCAUCCCACCCAAACUGUCAGAUGAGACUGAGAGACUCAUCGCAGACAUUACUGCCAACAGCCCCCGCGAGGAUGACAGAAUGCGUCUGGAGAGGAUCGCGCACAAGGCGUUUAACUACCAGCAUGCGGUGGACAGGGUCGUGGAGUUCUACGGCGAGAAAACCACUGAGGAGAGCAAACAAGAGAAGACGUCACCAAAACAGGAGUCGCCGCAGCAGGAGACGCCAAAGAAGGGCAAGAAGAAGGUGAAGAGUCCUGGGGACAGCUCGGAGGAGAAGGAGACUGUUCUGGCUCAGAUCUUCCAGCUGAACUUCCCCCAGGCCGUGGUGUGCUGUCUGUCGGCGCUCAUCAUUUACCUGAAGGACUUUGGCCUGCAGAGGGCUCUACGUAUCACCAAGAACACCCAGCCCUUCCAGAAGGAGCUGGAUCACAUGAUCCUCAACAGCACAACUCUCAAGAACCUGGAGAUUUUUGCCAACCAGACUGAUGGUAAUGAACGUGGCAGUCUGUUCUGGGUUCUGAACCACACCAGGACCAAGUUUGGUGCCCGCACGCUCAAGACAUGGCUGGGGAAACCUCUACUGAAGCUCAGUGAGAUCGAGCAGAGACAGGAGGCGGUGACAGAGAUCACCCAGGACAGACUGGAGGUCCUGAGGAAGGCUGAAGUCAUGCUGGGCAAACUGCCUGACCUGGAGAGGGGGCUGGCCUCCAUCUAUCACAAAAAGUGUUCCACGGCUGAGUUUUACAGUAUUGUGAGCGCGCUGGACAAAGUGGCAGUGGAACUACACGGCUACCAGAGCAUUGCAGACAACCAGCUCAAGUCUAACCUGCUGAAGACCAUCCUGAUCGAGGUGCCGGCCUUCCUGGACGGGACCGCAAAGUUCCUGUCCCUGGUCAAGGAGAAGGCUGCAAAGCUGGGUAUGAAGAAUGACCUGUUUGAGGAUUGGAGUCAGUUCCCUGCCGUCAUGAAGACUAAAGAGGAGAUAGAUGUGGUGACGGCCGCUCUGCGUGACCACCGGAGGGAGAUCCGCCUCACGCUGAAGAACCCAUCACAGGACUACGUCAUGGUGGGAGGGGUGGAGUUUCUUGUGGAAGUCAGGAACAAUCUCCUGGAGCUGGUCCCACAAGACUGGACCAAAGUCAGCGCUACGAAGACUGCCACCCGGUUCCACACCCCAGUAGCCCGGGAGAUGUACGCCAUGUUACAGAGGCUGAGAGAACAACUCACUCUGGACUGUCAGCAAGCCUGGCUCAACUUUGUCGAUACCUUCUGUGAAAACUACUACCAGUACAAGAAGGCUGUGGACCACCUGGCAACUCUGGACUGCCUCUUCUCCCUGGCCAAUGUGGCUAAACAAGAUGGAUACUGCAGGCCGUUUUUCAUUGAUGGUGGAACCCUGAUCCACAUCCAGAAUGGCCGCCACCCCGUCAUUGAUGUGUUACUGGACGAGCAGGAGCAGUUUGUGCCCAACUCCACUCAGAUGGACGGUGAUGGGAAGAGAUGCAUGGUGAUCUCUGGUCCCAACAUGGGAGGCAAGUCCUCCUACAUCCGGCAGGUGGCGCUCAUUGUGAUCAUGGCCCAGGUGGGCUGCUACGUUCCCGCUGAGUCUGCCUCACUGGGCAUUGUGGACGCUGUCAUGUCAAGGAUGGGAGCGAGUGACGACAUCGCGCACGGCCGCAGCACCUUCAUGGUGGAGCUGCAGGAGGCUGCAGAGAUCCUGAACCACGCCACGUCGCGCUCCCUGGUCAUCCUGGACGAGCUGGGCCGCGGCACCAGCACUCACGACGGCGUUGCCAUCGCCUACGCUACCCUGCAGCAUCUCGUCACAGAGGUGAAGAGUCUAACCCUGUUUGUGACCCACUUCCCACCCCUGGGUGAGCUGGAGGCUCUAUACCCAGAGUCCAUGUGUAACUACCACAUGGCCUUCCUGACUGAGGCAAACAGACCCAAGGCCCCUCUACCUGAGGUGGUGACAUUCCUGUACCAGCUGGUGCCCUCCAUGGCAGCUCACAGUUACGGUCUCAACGUGGCACAGCUGGCAAAUAUUCCUCCCAGCAUCCUCCAGGUGGCUGCCGUCAAGUCUAAGGAGUUGGAGACCGUGGUACAGGAGAGGAGGUCUGAGCGCGAACAGUUCCGUAUGAUGUGGAAUGCAGAGUUUGUGGAGGCAGAAGUGGAUGAGAUGAUGGUGGAGGAUGGGGCCAUGGUCUCUCAGGAGAUGGCAGCAGCAGUGGCGGCCCCUCAACAGAUGGAGGCUACUGAAGUAAAGAUAGAAGAGAUGGAAAUGGAUCCUCCAGUAGUAAAGGUAGAAGGGAUGGAAGUGGAUCCCCCUGCAUCUCAGCAGCAGGAACUUGUCCAGCAACAGGCUCCUGAACAACAGGCUGAAGUACCAGCCCCACAACAAGCUGACGAACCUCCACAGGCAGUAGUACUUCCUAAGGCUGAAGAACCUCCACAGGUUGAAGCAACCUCCACAGGUUGAAGAACCUCCACAGGUUGAAGAACCUCCACAGGUUGAAGAACCUUCACAGGUUGAAGAACCUCCACAGGUUGAACCUCCACAGGUUGAAGAACCUUC
Messenger RNA from Branchiostoma belcheri (Belcher's lancelet), 3641 nucleotides. Its product is annotated as DNA mismatch repair protein Msh3-like. The record is from RefSeq and is a predicted model, not a curated record. Gene Ontology annotation, cellular component: nucleus. Gene Ontology annotation, biological process: mismatch repair; mitotic recombination. The transcript is spliced from 21 exons. Bases 75 to 3545 code for a protein of 1156 amino acids. NCBI's taxonomy places the organism in Eukaryota, Metazoa, Chordata, Leptocardii, Amphioxiformes, Branchiostomatidae. Gene Ontology annotation, molecular function: ATP binding; mismatched DNA binding; ATP-dependent DNA damage sensor activity.